Molecule: messenger RNA, 1476 nt
Organism: Trichoplax adhaerens
Lineage: Eukaryota; Metazoa; Placozoa; Uniplacotomia; Trichoplacea; Trichoplacidae
Exons: 16
Biological process (GO): rRNA processing
Cellular component (GO): nucleus
Molecular function (GO): ATP binding; nucleic acid binding; RNA helicase activity
Source: RefSeq, a predicted model, not a curated record
AUUUCGGUGGAAAAUCCUCAAGAAUUCACAGACUUUCCUCUUUCAUCACGAACUCAAAUUGCCUUGAAAGAAGCAAAGUACGAGAUUCCAACAAAAAUUCAGAAAGAAUCAAUACCUAUUGCUUUAUCUGGUCGUGAUGUGUUAGGAGCUGCGAAAACUGGUUCUGGCAAAACUUUAGCCUUUAUCAUACCUAUACUAGAAUUAUUGUGGCAGCAGAAAUGGUCUUCUAUGGAUGGAAUUGGUGCUAUAAUCAUUUCCCCAACGCGAGAAUUGGCCUAUCAGACAUUCGAGGUUUUACGAAAAAUUGGUAAAAAACAUGACAUGUCUGCUGGCUUAGUCAUAGGUGGAAAGAGUAUGGAAGAAGAACAACGUAGCAUAAUAGCUACUAACAUUAUUGUUUCCACACCUGGUCGCCUACUGCAGCACAUGGAUGAAACACCGAACUUUGAUUGCAAUAACUUACAAUUAUUAGUGCUGGAUGAAGCUGAUAGAAUAUUAGAUAUGGGAUUCGCGGAUACUAUGAAUGCUAUCCUUGAAAAUAUUCCUGAUGAACGUCAAACUUUAUUAUUCUCGGCAACGCAAACUAAAUCUGUGAAGGAUUUAGCAAGGUUGAGCUUAAACGAGCCAGCGUACGUAUCUGUGCAUGAGAAUUCUACAUCAAGCACACCGAGCAGAUUAAAGCAGAGUUAUAUGGUCUGUGAGUUACAAGACAAAAUGAACUUGCUGUUUUCUUUCAUAAGAAAUCAUAUAAAAAGUAAAAUUUUAAUAUUUAUGUCUAGCUGUAAACAGGUAAAAUUUGUUUAUGAAGCUUUCCGGCGAUUGCGUCCUGGUAUACCACUGUUAGCGCUGUAUGGCAAACAGAAGCAACUGAAACGAAUGGCUAUUUACAACGAAUUCUGUCGAAGAUCUGAAGCUGUAUUAUUCGCAACAGAUAUUGCCGCAAGAGGCCUAGACUUCCCAGCUGUAGACUGGGUUGUGCAGCUCGAUUGCCCGGAGGAUGCAAAUACAUAUAUUCAUAGAGCUGGAAGAACUGCGAGAUACCAAAAAGAUGGUCAAGCAUUACUUGUUUUGCUCCCAUCAGAAGAAGAGGGUAUGCUUGAGGAAUUGAAAAAGAAAAAAUUAAAUUUAACAUCUAUUCGUGUAAAUCCAAGCAAGCUGAUGUCGAUUGGUAAAAAGUUAGAAGCAUUGUGCGUGAAGGAUGUCGAAAUUAAGCACUGGGCUCAAAAAUGCUGUAUUUCGUAUGCUCGCUCCGUUUUCCUGCAAGGCAAUAAAGAUGUCUUUGAUGUGCACAAGCUACCUAUGGAGGAAUUUGCAAGAUCGCUGGGUUUGAUGAAUCCUCCCAGGAUACGUUUUAUGAAGGUUUGGGAGCUAAUAUACCAUACUAAUUCAAUAAACUGUCUAUCCAAUACGAAUUGCUAUCAUCAUGAACAUGUCUUAAAAUAUUUAGAGACUGGAAAAGAAGAUUGGUCCUUCUAA